GCUCGAGAGCUUACAGUGCUGGGCUCUGUUGUGCUGUUCCUGCUGUGUCGCACUGGGUCCAUGUGAGUGGACUCGUUUCGACGACAGCAAUGGACAGGCUUCACAAAUCGUCGCCUGCCCGUCUCACAAUCACCAUUCUACUACUUGCCUCGUCGACGCUGGCCGCCGAUGGCAAGCCGUCUCUAUGGCAUAUCUCCAUAUGGAAUAGUCCAGCACCACCAGCAGACCAAGGGCCGGCGUUCUCGAGGAAUGCAACUCGCAACAUGUCCCUGCUGCCUAUCCAGGCAUGCUGUAUCGUUGCAGCAUACUUGUUCAGUGUGUUGACCUUCGGCAUGGCGUUGCUGCUUGUCGGUCGCCGUCUGCGACGGGCAGCUGAAGCGUCUGGCAGCACUCUGGGCGUUGAGAUGGUCAAGCGCGCAGUAGCUCUACCGUUUGAAUCAUCGCCCCUGACGCCUAGCAAACCGGGCUUCGAGGCCUCGCCUGUAUCGAUCGAAACCCGCACUACGGCCACUUGGCCCAGUCCAGAUAAGCAAUCCGUUGGCGACAAUUUCUCGUGGCCCAACGGGCACAGGCAACAGGGCAGCGUUGUUACAUUUGACAAGAGCGUGAUCGAAAACGAUAUGGCCCAACGCGAGCAAGAACUUGAACGUCUAUACGCGGCAGUCAUGGAUUUUGACCAGCAGCGCGCUGUUGGUAAUACACCCUCUCCUGGCGGGAACACAGCAACUACGCAUUUGCCUACUUUGGGCUCACUUCAACCGCCGCCGCCACCGCCAAAGAUUGCUGUUCCCAAACCACCUGUGCGAAAGCACGCCAAAUCCAAUUCUCGGACAAGUCGACUCAGCCGGCAAUCUUCGAUGGCGUCGACAUCAAGCAAACGCAAGGGCAGCGUGCGAGGUUUGACAAUCUCGAGUCCUAUCUCGGCAGUGUCUUCGUCAGACGGAUACUCUCCGUAUGUUAGUGGAGAUGAGAGUGAUUUGAUCCCGCUGCGUCCGCCAUCGAGUCCCCCCGUUCCGCACCUGCAGCGCCUGCACCAUGCAUCGGCCUCCUCGACGCUGCCGCCACCACCACCACCAUCGCAACCCGGAGUAAUAGCCCAGCCAGAACUUCCGAAGCGGUCCCUUGGGUCGCCGUUGGAGCAGUCAUGGUCGCUGCCGUCUUCAGGAGACAGGAAGCCCGCGAAUUCUUCUUCCGGCUCAACUCGGCCUCGCCAAACAAUGCAAACGUCUCAGCGCCGCACGCCGUCCAACUCUUCUCUUGGCAAAGCUACUGGCCCUUCAAAUCUGCGGAGUCAGACUCACCAAAGCGCCCAAAAUGCUUACAGUGUUCCGGCCCAAUCCCAACCGCAGUCUCAAUUUCAGCCUCGAACUCAACCUCAACCUCAACCUCAGCCCCAAUCCCGGACUCAGCAUCCACCACAACUCCAGGUCCCGCCAAGAUCUCACACCCUCCAGACUAGUCCUCACGCCCAAUCUCUUCAUCCAUCACAUACAUCGUACCCGCAAUCCCAAGCGCCUGCGCCUCCUCAACCAAUCCUGCGUCUCCCUCCUCGCGUAGCAUCGCGUGACAAAAUCCCGAUGCCACUGUCGUUGCAACCAUCCUCCUCGUCCUCGUCCUCGUCUUCAUCCUUGCAGGCAGCACCAGCGGAAUAUACUUCUCCUCCCCGGCCGCCGCAAGCGCUCCGUCCGUCACAACCCUCCACUACGCGGGCGCCGCCAGCUUCGUCCGCCACCAACCCAACUUUCCACCUCCCACUCCGCUCCACCAGCAGCACCGACACAUGGACCACCAAGACGACCGUUGUCGAAAGCACGCGUCCUCUUCCCGGCGCAUUCCAUCCCCUCGGCGCUGGCGCGCGCACUCCUGGUAUUGGCGCCAACGGCCUCCUCUCUCCCAAUGGCGGCGUCCCUGCCACCCCAUACAGUCCAUAUAUGCCAUUUACGCCGCUCACGCCCGUGACACCACGACUCGUGACGCGCGCAGAGAGGAAGCAGCGGCAGCGCGAAGGCGGACGCAAAGUUGCAUUUGCAGAGGAUCAAGUCCGCGAUGAGCGAGAUAUUUGGUAGUCUGCACGAGAGAUGUGGAUAAUCAUUUGCGUUACUGCGUCGAUGUAUUUUCUUUCAUGUAUAUACAUAAUUCAGAUCUACGUUUCAUUACAGCAUAUCUGAUAUCCUGGAGUUUUAUCACGUUUAUCCCCCUUGGAUUUCUCUUUUCUUCUUUUUUCCUUUCUUUCUUUUCUUCAUUUCUUUUUUUCUUUUUUUAAUCCGUUUUUUGAUUUGUCUUUUUUUCUUUAUUUUUAUUUUAUUUUAUUUUAUUUUUUUUUUUUUUG
Molecule: messenger RNA, 2329 nt
Organism: Xylona heveae TC161
Lineage: Eukaryota; Fungi; Ascomycota; Xylonomycetes; Xylonales; Xylonaceae
Exons: 1
Coding region: 90-2066 (658 amino acids)
Source: RefSeq, a predicted model, not a curated record